This is a messenger RNA of Solanum tuberosum (potato), 1431 nucleotides long. Its product is annotated as ras guanine nucleotide exchange factor P. NCBI's taxonomy places the organism in Eukaryota, Viridiplantae, Streptophyta, Magnoliopsida, Solanales, Solanaceae. The coding region runs from base 170 to 1051 and encodes 293 amino acids. The record is from RefSeq and is a predicted model, not a curated record. The transcript is spliced from 2 exons.
UCUAUAAAAAAAAAAAAACCAUAGUCAUCAUCUAUAUCUUUAAUUCUUUUCCUCUUUUCACCUUAAAUUUUUUUUGUACUUAACCCCACCUCCUCUCCCUUCCACUACUAUUACCCCUCAACUCAAAUAUACACUAAAAACCAAAAAAUAAAGUAGAAAAAUCUUUGAUAUGUUGAAUAAUCAAACACCUAAUACCCUAGCAAACACUACUACCAACAACAACAACAACAAUACUAUAAUAGAAAAUCAUCAACAUGAUCAUCAAGAAGAAGAACAAAUCAGAGACAUCCAUGCUUUAACCCCACCAAGACCUCCAUCAAAUCGUGGCCGUCGAAUCGAAGCUUGGGAAACAAGUAGCCAUAGAUCAUCGUCAAUUUCCGAAGUAGCAUCUAGCGAGAAUUUCUCUACUAUGAGCCGGGAAUUCAACGCCCUCGUUCUCGCGGGAUCGUCGGUUAGCAACAACCACGGAAGCGAGAACGAGGUCAAUAAUCAUAUAUACAAUAACAAUAAUUAUAAUAAUAAUUUGGAGAGCAUCGGCGAAAACAAUGAUGCGCCAAUUGAAGAAACAAAUCCGUUAGCUAUCGUGCCGGACAAUUAUAGUAAUACUUUGGAUCCGAUUAUUAUUAAUCCUUCUUCGUCUCCGAGAAGAAGGAUUAAUAAUAAUUUUUUGAGGAAUAAUAUUGGAGAAGUUAGUAGUGUUCAAAGGGUGAAAAAAGAAGAAGUUGAAUCGAAGAUAAGUGCAUGGCAAAAUGCUAAAAUUUCGAAGAUUAAUAAUAGGUUUAAACGUGAAGAUGUUGUUAUUAAUGGAUGGGAAAGUGAAGAAGUACAAAAAGCUACCUCUUGGAUGAAGAAAAUUGAGAGGAAGCUAGAGGAGAAGAGAGUAAAAGCCCUAGAAAAGAUGCAAAAUGAUAUAGCAAAAGCACACAGAAAAGCAGAAGAAAAAAAGGCAUCAGCAGAAGCAAAGAGAGGAACAAAAGUUGCAAAAGUUGUUGAAAUUUCCAAUUUGAUGAGAGCUGUUGGCAGAGCUCCACCUAAACGAGCCUUCUUUUAAUUAAGGAUCGUUAAUUUUGUUAGAUUGUCUACAUCAUAUUUCUUGGAAUGCAGGCCUGAAAAAACGCAUGAUAUUUUGUGCAUCAGAUAAAAAAGAUUGUUAGUAUUAGAAAAAAUAGUUUGUUGUAAUAUAUGUGUGUGUGUGUGUUUGGAAUUAAUAGUAGUAUGUUAAUUAGUCUAUAGGAGUCUCCUUUCUAUUUUUUAAAUGAUUGGGCACCCUUAUUGACAUAUAAAAAUAUUAGUUUGCUAGUUUGUGCUUGAAUUAUUUAGUUGAAUACUUUCUCUCGAGUGUUUUAGAAAAUUGUAGUGAGAAUUUUGAGUGAUUUUGUGUGUUAAACACUUUUGUAAUGAUUUUUGGGAAAUUAAAUAUAUUUUCAAUGA